AUGGAGAAGCAGCAGGAGGAGGAAGCCGCCGCCGAGCUAGCAGAACCGGGAGGAGAAGGCGGGCAGCCUGAGGCCGCCGGCGCCCAGGAGGCGAGCCCCAAGGACCGCUUGUCCCUGCUGCUCAGGCUGAGAGCACAGACAAAACAACAGCUCUUGGAAUAUAAAUCAACGAUUGAUGCAAAUGAAGAAGAAACAACGGAAGAAAUGAUGCAAGAAGAACAAAUCGAAGCUAAAAUUGAAGGCCUGGAAAAUGAAAUUGAAGAGGCGAAGGUUGCCUUUGAAAUGAAAAGUCUUGCACUGGGCAGGAUACAACUCUCAGCUGCACUUGAAAAUAACCUGGAGGAUGUUAAUACCAAGACUACUUUGCUCCUUGAUAACAUGAAACAUGUAUUAAAGCUAAAUAAAUUAAUAAUGACAUCACAGCAGGAAUCUUGGGACUUAGAGGAAACACUGCUUAAUAUUAGAAAGAAGAGAUUGCAAUUAAAACAAGCUUCUGAAAGUAAACUUUUAGAAAUACAGACUGAAAAGAAUAAACAGAAGGAUGACUUGGACAAUAUGGAAAAUUCAGAUAAAAUAAAGGCCAUACGGAAAAAUCUACAGGAGGAGAUACAAACUACUACAGUUAUUCAGCAUGUGUUUCAGAAUCUCAUCUUGGGGAGUAAAGUCAAUUGGGCAGAGGAUCCUGCCUUAAAGGAAAUUGUUCUGAAGCUUGAGAAGAAUCUCACCAUGUUCUAA
Messenger RNA from Chrysochloris asiatica (Cape golden mole), 735 nucleotides. It is a transcript of the gene CENPH, whose product is annotated as centromere protein H. Gene Ontology annotation, biological process: kinetochore assembly; mitotic spindle organization; chromosome segregation. Gene Ontology annotation, cellular component: nucleus; kinetochore. Gene Ontology annotation, molecular function: kinetochore binding. Bases 1 to 735 code for a protein of 244 amino acids. The record is from RefSeq and is a predicted model, not a curated record. The transcript is spliced from 9 exons. Lineage: Eukaryota; Metazoa; Chordata; Mammalia; Afrosoricida; Chrysochloridae.